GAUCAUCAAUCAUGGAUUCUAUCAUAGCCAGGCUCCGUCUUCUCCUAUUUCUGGGUUCUGUUAUCCUCGCGGUGGCCUCCAUUGGCCUUGCUUACUCGGAUGAACAGAGCUCUAACUACCGAGUCUGUGUCAAAAGCUGUGCCUUUCACAACAGUCUCGCCUGCCAAGCUCGUUGCAAGCUGACGAACGACGCCGAAGAGAAGGAAGAAGCAGCGGAACGUGACCCUCGUCUUCCUGACCCUCGCCGCCGUCCAUGGCAGCAGCCGGAGGAGAAGGAACAAGAAAGACGCGAAGAGGGGGAAGAGGAGGAGGAACGACCUCAGUGGCAGAGAGAGAAGGAACAAGAAGAACGUCAACGCCGCCGACGACCUGGUAAGAGGUCGGGAGAAAAAGAAGAAGAAGAAGAGGGACAAGGACAAGAAGAGAAGGAACAGGAACAGGAACAGGAAGAACAGAAACAGCAACGGGAAAACCCGUAUUACCUACCCUCUGAUAGAUUUCAGACCCGUUUCGAGAACGAACACGGUCGGAUCCGGGUUCUUCAAAGAUUCGACAACAUAUCCGAUCACCUUCGGAUGCUCAAAUAUUACCGGAUCAUCGAGUACGUAUCCAGACCCGGAACCCUCCUCAUCCCCCACCACUCUGAUGCCGAGUACCUCGUCGUCGCCAUUCAAGGAAGGGCCUUAGUUACUAUUGUGCUUCCCAACUACAAACAGUCCUUCAACCUCAAGCAGUACGAUGUUCUGAGGGUUCCUGCAGGGGCUAUAUGUUAUACUGUUAAUCGAGCUAACAAUCAAGAUCUUCAGCUGAUCAAACUCGCUUUACCCGUCAACACUCCUGGUCAAUUUGAGAACUUCUACCCCUCUGGCAAUCACAUCCCCCAAUCCUACUUCAAAGCCUUCAACAAGAAGACUCUCCAGGCAGCCUUCAAGGCACCGUACGAGGAGAUACAGAGCGUGUUCUGGGGAUCAGAGGGGCAAGAACAGGGUUCAGAAGAAGGAGUGAUAGUGAAGUUGGAGAGAGAACGGUUAAGAUCAUUGCUGAGGAGGCCAGCCCAAUCAAGUUCAUCAUCAAGGGAAGAGAGAGAAUCAUCAUUAGGUCCUUUCAACUUGAGAAACAUCGAACCUCACUACUCCAACAACCAUGGCUCCUUACGUGAAGCUCACCCUCAUAACUACCAAUCCCUUCAAGACCUCGGCAUCGGUAUCACUCACUUAAAGCUCAGAGAGGGAUCUCUGUUUCUGCCUCACUACAAUACAAGGGCGAUAGUACUGGGCUUUGUGGCUGACGGAGAAGGAGACACUGAGAUGGCGUGCCCACAUCUGGCGAACCAGCAGAGAUCAUCAUCAGAAGAUGAAGAAGGAGGAGAGUAUAACCGAAAAGGUAGAAGACAGAGCGAGAGCGAACAGGGACAGCAACGGCAACGACAACAACAGGAGGAAGAUCAAGAAGAACAACAAGAUCAGCGUAGAGAAGGACAGGUUAAGAGGUUGUCGGCGAAACUGUCGAAGAGUGGUCUUUACAUAUCUCCGGCAGGUCAUCCGGUGGCCAUCAGAGCCUCAGGGAACAGCAACUUGGAGGUGGUCGAGUUCAUCCUUAACGCCCCCUACAACUUCAGGAACUUCCUCGCAGGUGCGAGAGACAAUGUACUGAAGAAUAUAGACAGAGAGGUGAUGGAGGCGGCAUCUGAAAGGUCAAGUAAAGAAUUGGAGAAGCUGCUCCGUCGGCAGGAAGCGUCGUACUUUGUGGAUCGUGAGGAUCAGCCACGAGGGGGAGACAAGUCGCCGAGGAAGCCAAACAAGGUUGCUUGGUCUUCAAUCUUGACGGCUUUCAUGUGAGUGAGUCAGUGAGCGAGCGUUGUGCACUCUAUAAUUAAUAAUAAAUAAAUAAAGUAUGUAAUGAUGCCAUCUUUAAUUAGCCUAUUAUAAGGCACGUAUGUAAGGGCUUAUUAUAGUAUCUAAUCUAAGGGCUUAUCCCAUAAAUGUGAGCUGUACACGAAAGGAGUAGUACUAUAUGUAUCUGAUCUAUCCUUGUAUGAA
Molecule: messenger RNA, 2039 nt
Organism: Prosopis cineraria
Lineage: Eukaryota; Viridiplantae; Streptophyta; Magnoliopsida; Fabales; Fabaceae
Product: provicilin-like
Exons: 6
Coding region: 12-1838 (608 amino acids)
Source: RefSeq, a predicted model, not a curated record